Benincasa hispida (wax gourd) is the source of this 630-nucleotide messenger RNA. Its product is annotated as thioredoxin H1-like. The record is from RefSeq and is a predicted model, not a curated record. NCBI's taxonomy places the organism in Eukaryota, Viridiplantae, Streptophyta, Magnoliopsida, Cucurbitales, Cucurbitaceae.
AUAUUCAAGCUCAUUUUUUAACUCAUUCUUAUAGGCUUUUUUUUUAAAAAUUUUCCACAUCUAAAAGAAGAUUGCAAAAUGGCAGAAAUGGGAAAAGUUAUUUCUUGCCACACUGUUAGCUCAUGGAACCAACAACUACUCAAAGCAAAACAAUGCAACAAGCUGGUGGUUGUGAACUUCACAGCAACAUGGUGUGGCCCAUGUCGUGCCAUGGCUCCAAUUGUUGAAGAGUUGUCGAAGAAAAUGAGUAAUGUUAUAUUCUUGAAAGUGGACAUUGACGAACUCAUGAGUAUUGCAAAGGAGCUUGGAGUUAGUUCCAUUCCUUCAUUUCAAUUCAUAAAGAAUGGGAAAGUGGUGGACAAGUUCGUUGGUGCAAAGAAAGAUUUACUCAAAAGCACUGUUGCCAAACAUGCAGCCUAAUGAAAAAGCCUUCUUUUUCUGCAAAGAAUAAUAAUAGGUUUAAUUAACAAUAAGAGUGGUACUACAAAUUAUGUACAAUUAUCCUCAAAUAAAUGUAGUUUUGUGAUAUGAACUCAGUUCAACUAUGUAAAUUUAUGUCUUGUAUGGACUUGAGGUGGCUAUGUUUAAAGCUAUGUUGUAAGAUGACUUGGUGAAAUAAAUAAUUAUACU